Ectocarpus sp. CCAP 1310/34 is the source of this 2567-nucleotide messenger RNA. Lineage: Eukaryota; Phaeophyceae; Ectocarpales; Ectocarpaceae. The record is from the annotation of a GenBank genome assembly.
GUUUUUUUGUCUCCGUUUUGGCGCAUCAUCCAUAACUACUCCUGACUCGGUUUCCUGGAGAUAAGUGAGAUAGGUAUCCACUGCUUGCUUGGAACCCGGCCGGCUGGGCGACAAACGAGCACGUGCCUGCCGCUGCUGGUUGCCAUCAUCAUCAUGCGAGCCCUCUUCAUCCUCUCCUGGUGCUGCUGCUGUGUUGUGCAGAUGUUGCUGCUGCCCGUGCAUGCGUUCAUCCCUCCACCUCGUACGGCGUUCUUCCGGUCGUCGGCCACUGCCGGACCCCGGCAACACACUUCUUCCUUCUCGAGGCCGUCGUCUGCCGACAGCGGCAGCGGCAGCGGUGAUUUUUCCUUCAACGAUUUGGAACGGGAGCUCAGCCGGAGGAGACAAAAGGAAGAGCGAGAAACAGGGGGACCGGCUGCCUCGUCAAGACCACCACCAGCAGCCAACGCGACCGGUGCUGUGUAUUCUCGGGGCCUGGAUGAAGGGGAGGCCUUCAUGGAAGAACAGAUGGUGCUGCGCAAGAAGCUGUUGAAGGCCUACGUGGUCGUUUUUAACCAGGGGGAGCUCGAAGAGGGAGUCUACACUCUCUUCGUCCAGGGCCGAAACGUCUUGCGCGCGUGGCAGGAUAAGCCGGAGGCGGCGAGGUACGCGCUCAUGUUGAGGGCCGAGGACCUGCCCUUGGGAAGGCCGACGGAGCUCCCGAUGUCGCAAAUCAUUGAGUUCUGCAAGGACAACGGUGUCGGGUUGGAGAUCGUCCCGAGGGGGAGGGGCCUACACCCCCCGAGCAGAAAUAAGCCGCAUAUCGAUUUUGACUACUCGAAAUCAUCGUCGCACGGGCAAGACGGCGGUAGCGCUCGCGGUUCUUCUACUGCCGCCGCUGGGACGGGACGACCACGGCAGGACGAGUCGUCUCUCUUUACACCCCAGGAGCUGGCACGCAUAAAGAAGCAGUUCGAGAAGUCACUCGAAGACAGCGACGAGGAAGAAUGAACAAAGGAAAAUAUACGCUUCAUAUUAUUUGUACAUGUAUACGUGCAUUUCUAAUUCUAUUCAUUGCUUUGACGAGGCAGUUCUCCACAGGCUAGAAGAGACUUGCGAUGGGACGAGGGUAAAGGGAAGCAGUAGCUGCUGCGGAAUAGAGAGGAGGUUCGGGUUCGUCCGAGGAACGAGCGGGGGCUAGGGGCAUGAGGACCAAGUGGGACAUGGUGCAUGUAAUUUUUUUUUUUUGUCUUGUUCUUUUACCCACAGCAUGUCUCACAAGAGAUAGAGAGACACGCACACGGACGUAUCAUGCGGUUUGGGGGGGGGCGGCGGAUGGAUAUAGAGAGUGGGGGAGGCGGGAGCAUUGUGGUUUUGGUUAUGUGACGAUGAUUUAGAUGGGUGUUUUUAGAGUGCCGCAAGGGCGUGUUUCAGGUGUCUACAUGUAGAAGAGAACGGCGAAUAAUAUAGGUCUCGCAUCGGGAAACAUGCGACAAGUUUGGCCGACAAUCGGCUCUGGGAGGCAUGCACGAAGCCUUGUGUGACCGAUGGGUAGAGAUUAUUGCCCAGCUCCGUGUACGUUUGUGUUUUUGCAGGGCACCUCAUUUUGUUGCGAGGAUGCACAGCGAGAGCGGCCCGCAACCGAGACUUGCACGCACGAAAGCGGAGCAGGCAUUAGGUGUGCACCACUACGUGUGCGCCGUGUUCACGAUGUACAAUCAAUCUUGGGUCUCUCGGCGUUGGUGCGCCCCGCGCAUGAAUGUGCACUGCCACCGCCGAGCAAAAGCUCUUACUUAUGCUCGAGGCUGGUGUGCGUAUCCUUGCUCGGUGGGCUGCUUGUGCCGAUGCGGUAGUCGCUUCGCUUUCAAAGUUUGUCUGGGAUGUCGGGCAUGGCAAGGCGCGAGCAAUAGUUCUCCUUGAAUCCGAUGUUGUGGGCCUCUGUCUAUUUAUUGGCUGCCAAGGUGAUCAAGGUGGCGCUACCCUAGUUGGGCUUAGGUGACAUGACGACGUGAACAGAUGCGCUUUGUUUGUAAAGCUUUCGAACAAGUCCUCUCGUCUGAGAUGAAUACCGGGGAGUUGCUUUCGUCACACGCUCGCCGUACUUUGUACUACGUAGGUGUUAUUUUUUUUCUUGUAGCCGAACAAAGCCUCCGGCGAGGUAUACUUAUUUCUCUUGUUUACUCGUCGUGAAGGCGUGAGUGUUGACUUUUAAUCGGCGGUGUCGAUGUUUGGUGGUGUAUAUAUGUGCUGAACUUCGAUGCGAUUUUCAUCAAUUUUGUUCUUCCCAAGCGAUUUUGGAGGCGGAUCCCUAGGUAGGGUAGAUGCCAUACGCCGCUAGACUACACUUGAAAGAGAGGGCGAGAGCUGGAAAAUAAACAACGGUAGACAAUUGUUGCGUGAGGGUUACCCGUUUCUGUAAGCCUUGUGGUUAAUCACACCCCAUGGUCUGAAUGACACUCGUUUGUGCUGAUUUCUUUUCACAAGCGGGACGCGUCCAAUGAAAACCGGAGAGUUUUUUCUAUGUCCGGGCCUGGUCAGCUAUGGUUAGCUAUGCGUAAUGUUCGAGCCAGAUACAUGGCGGUAUGUUC